Ylistrum balloti is the source of this 3130-nucleotide messenger RNA. RefSeq lists its product as uncharacterized. NCBI's taxonomy places the organism in Eukaryota, Metazoa, Mollusca, Bivalvia, Pectinida, Pectinidae. The coding region runs from base 233 to 598 and encodes 121 amino acids. The record is from RefSeq and is a predicted model, not a curated record. The transcript has 4 exons.
GCGGUAUACGGUCAAGUGGAGCUAGGCGCUAUAGUGUGUAGGGGGAGAAAAUUUACAUCUCUAUCUCUGCAAGUGUACUAUGACAUAACAUUUCACGGCGAAUUCUGUGUAUAAUAGAAAUCCAGUUGAAAUUUUCUACUCGACAACAUCAGAGAAGAGAGAGGAAAACGUGUUUUAUUCACACGAAAACACCGGAAGAAAUACAUACGUUGCAUUAAACCGUGAUACAGACAUGAUGCUAAGAACACUUACGGUUCUCACCUGCUGUUUGGUAGCUGCUGCUUUCACGCUUCCUUUGAAAUCGGACAGUAAGGACACGUUGACAUCAAGACACAAGCGUUCAAGAUUUGGUGUUUGGGAUCCCUAUGGACACCGGAAAAGAUCUAGAGUAGACUUUUUUGACAAACACGACUUCAAUUUUGAUGGAUUUUUGGACAAAUUAGAACUUUCACUUAUGUACCUUGCAAAUGGUGCUUCUUGGGACGAAGCAUUAAUGUUCGGAGAACAGCAAUUACGUCACGACCUUGAUCACAAUGGAGUUUUAGACCGAUGGGAAUUCCUUCGAGAUAAUGACCUGAUGCCUUAUUGGCCGUACUGAGAACAAACCCUCGAGAAAACGAAAUGCUGAGACUGUCGGAACAGAAUCAGGAUAUAUAGUCAGCAUGUGAUACCAACAGACUCUAUGGGAUAGAAAAGCAAACAUGGUUCAUGUGUUUCACUUUGUAUGAAUGGGAGACAAUACUUGCCAACUUCACACAAAAAUGUCUUCUGCACGGGAUCCGAGAAAAAAGCAAAAAAGACAAAAAAAAUUUAAAAAUACAAAUAUAUAUAUAUAUAUAUAUAUUUAUGUAUAUAUAUAUAUAUAUUCUCCGCAAAGGACUUUUCCGAACUGUGGAAAUACAACUGAAUGACAUGUCUUUUGAUGUUCAUUUCUUUGAUUUCUAGUGAUAAAUAGGUAUUAUGUUGGUAUGUCUAAUGGGUCCAGCUGUGCGAAGCUUUGAUGGCUAGACGUAAUCUUAAUAUCUUUUCAAAACAAAAACGAGAAAAGAUUUGGAAAUUCCUAAAUUUAAGCACUUUUUGGUAACAAGUGUUGAACAUUAAUCGUGUAUCAUUAAUAUUUUUAUUUGUAAAUGACAAAAAAUGAAUAAAUAAAUGAAUAUUUAUCAAAAUUUAAUAAAUAGAUAUAUAUUUAUCAAAAUUUAAUUAAAAAGAUAUUUAUAUCCAUAAGUUAAGAGAGCAUUAGCUUUACCAAGCUUUCACCAACUGGGCCACGGUGUCGAUAAACAAAGUGCCUAUAUGAAGCCCGAUCACUUCCGGUCUUCUGAAUGAACUUCCGCUUGUUUUAUUUCUUCCUUAAUUAGAAAUUCAAGACGAAUCUCGUGAGCAGCACGCUUUAUGAGUGAUGUUUUUUUCUAAUAAAUAGAGAAAGGUGUUUAUAUCAGUAAGUAAUUAUUUCUAAAAUCCACAUAAAAUACUUUGAUAUUUAUUAUAAUUGCUGCGUAAUUACGUGUACAGUGUAAUAUCGCUUGCAGCUUAAUGUUAAAUCAAAGUUUACUAUAUAAAUAAAUGCUUUUCUGUGCGAUAGGUAUCUUGUCUAUCGUUAUGAAACUGAUUCCAGAGUAGGUGUAAAAUAUUACAUUCGAUUUGUGUGUGUGGGAGGUCUGGAGAUAUAACAAAUUUUUUUCAUGUAGGCAUUUAUUUUCAUUUCACAUGGCGAUUUUUUUCUUUUUUUUCAAAUUUUUUUUUUUAUUAUAAUCAUUAUUUCAGAGUACAAACAAAUGUAAUUAUAUAUGUUGAAUAUUGACAAAUCAAAAGAUGUGUAUUAUUCAACCAAAGAUAAUUAUUUAUUUUGUGUUGUAAUUAUAUGAAAAUAGAUGUUUAUCAGUAUGAGGUGUAUACAGAGCGGUGUAUAAAAGAUUGUAUUUGAUUACUAAAUCAAAACACCCAUUUCAUUAAAUGAUAGAUGUGUAACACAUUUCACAUCUUGGAAUUUUAAGAAACACAGGAAUGAUAAUAGUUUGUAAAUUUAAAGUUGUCCUUGAUAAAUUCAUUUCAAUUAAGAAAAAAACCCGGAGCAUAUUGCUUACUUCCUUAGAAAUUAGAAUAAAGUGUGCGCAUGGACAUAAUUAUUGAAACGUUGUGUUUAUUUCCUGUCAAGAACUGCAUUAUUACUGAAUACACGACGGAUUUUUCAAGGAAAGUAACAAGUAUUGGUAUCAUUAUAAGAUAAAAGCAAUUCAUUGUCCCUGUGUGAUUUUUAAUAAUUAAGCCCUAUAAAAACGCAACGUUUAAUUCCAGUAUUUAUCAGUACACGGACAGCAAGGUUUCUUGAUAGCGUUGAAAAGUGUCACGAUGCUGUUCAAAUCAGCUAACGUCAGUUUUGAUCCAGAGAACAAUUUGUGUCCUAAUAUCUGUCCAUUGUCAUUGUUUCUCCUAUUGGAAUUUUCGGUUGAUUGUAAGAAAAAUGAUCAGAAGAAGAGAUGUACAUAUUCCUUGCCAUAUUCCUAUCAUGAAUUUCGAUAACCGCAUGAAAUGCAACACAAAGCAGCGAAAUACUGCAAUGAAGGAUAUAUGUCUAAAAAGGCUUCAACACUGAAGAAAUGAUAGCAGGCUACAAGAAAUCUGAUUGAUGUCAUCGCAUCAGAGAUUGAUUUAAAUGGCCGAUUCUUCUUCUAAAGAUGGACGAAAAAUCCAGAGUGGUAAUUGGCAAAUAACCCCCAAAUACAAAUACUGAUUGAAAAGGGAGAGUGAAAGUGAAUGAUUAUGAGCAUUGCGCAAAGUCGAAUAUGAAUGCGUUUUGAAAGAGGUCGAUAAGUUUACCCAUUUUGUUUUUUUGUGUUUGUACUCAACUGAAAUUGUAUUCAACAAAAUAUCGCCUUUCCAUAAAUUUUAGUUGUAUCUUUUGUUCAUAUCUCUAUCUGUUGGUUUAAUUUGUUAUAUUUCUUUUAUGAAAAGUUGAGUGUUACUAGAUGACAAAAUCGUUACUAUUAAAUAUUUUCGGAAAAAAAUCUGUAUGUCUCUUUUAUUCUAUUACGUAUUAUGAAUGAUUACGAAUAGGUCACACACUGAAUGGAGCAGUUUAACUUUCAUGUUGUUGAUGUGCCUGAUUACUAUUUCUACUCGCACUGUU